Pangasianodon hypophthalmus (striped catfish) is the source of this 1789-nucleotide messenger RNA. Its product is annotated as protein ATP6V1FNB. The record is from RefSeq and is a predicted model, not a curated record. The coding region runs from base 980 to 1504 and encodes 174 amino acids. Lineage: Eukaryota; Metazoa; Chordata; Actinopteri; Siluriformes; Pangasiidae. The transcript has 2 exons.
UUAAUCGUGCAACCUUAACACUGCUCUUGUAUCCACAGGCGACCAGCAACAAUUUCUUAGGUGACUCUUCAAGCGCCAUUGUUGGUGUGUGAUGAAUGUAGACUUCCAGCUGCAACCGAGAGGCCACCUUGACCCUUCUGUCUGGCUUUUCCCUGGGAAAAAAAACCCUGAUUAUAUUUCACAUCAGCAUGCAUGUAGUUUCAAAUCUUCGCUCAUUAAUCAUUUUUAGCUAAAAAUUUCCUCUUCAGUUGGCAGGAACCCGAGCCUAGAGACAUGAGGUAAGCUUGCUUUAGGAUUGUGCUAUGCUGUGCAAGGCUAAAUAUAGAAACCUUUGUCUGUCCUGUGCUACGAGUCUGUUUCCCUGCAACACCCACUAUGCAGUUAUAAUUUAAAUUGGCAUGUGGAGCACAAACCUUCCAUUCAGGCAGAUCUCAAUUACAUGUAAUGUGCUUCCUCGCUGAAGUGUGCUAUUUUCUGAUCCACGUCAAUCAGGAGCAGUUUUCCUUCCCUCUCAUUUUGGUGUAUUAAGAUUUUUAUUCAUGCUCUGUUUUUGAAGCCUGGACUGAAUAGGAUACAUUAAGCUGUGACCUUUAGAGAAUGCCACUGCCAUCAUUUGGCCUAAUGUGAGAACUGCAUCUGCAAAAAAACAAAGGAGAACUAUUCUCCAUGACUCCCAAACAUUUUUGCUUUUAUUUUGUCACUUUUCUAGCUCUUUAUACUUCCUCUCCGUGCAAAGGAAAUGAAUAUGAACUAGCGGAGUCUCCAUUGCUGCACUCGGGGUCUGCAUGCAUCUCCUUUGUUUUUCUGUCAGCACUUUUUUUUGUUGCACUUUUGUGCAUGCGCAGUUUACCCUGUCCUGCUGAAGAUCAGGCCUCUGAUUGGGCGACCAUAGGUGAAGCACGAAUGACAAACUGCUCUUGGGUUUCCCUUUAACCAGAGUGAGAGACUCGGACCAGUGCACAUUAACUCCAGCCUGAGAAUGAGGACCUUCCUGACAACCCAGAACCAAAACAGCUACCGGGAGCUGAUUAUGAAGGAGGCGUACACACGGCUCAACUGGAAGAUGAAAUAUGGCAAGGACUAUCCGAUCAGAUUCGCCUCACGCAAAUCCAAGCCCGUGAAUCCGACGACUGCCCCUAAAGUCACGCUGCCCCCUGUAGUAAAAGCUCCAGAGAAGAAGAAGGAAGCCCCAGUGCUUCAGCGUGCUCUCAGUGAAGCUCCUCUGAUGCGACCAGUCAGUCCUCAAUCCAAAGAGACUCUUUAUAAUGGUUUAUCCAUAGAGGGCAAAGGACGCAGCCAAUACCUGAAGAUGCGCAUACAGAAGAUGCCUGAAGAAAGGUUUGACUACCCGCUAUUGUCCUCAUGGGAAUAUGGAUGGAGAUUAGGUGAUUAUGGGCAUGAAUACAAAUCACCAGUUAAUGGAAGAUCAGCAGUUGUCAGGAGCACUUUCUAUGCCAGGAACGGUAUCUUUAAUAGUCCCUCUGCAACAGAUCACCUUGGGUGACCAACUUUCCAAAAAGACUGGAUCACUCUAUGAAGAUAAUUGCCACAGAAAUGAAUUUUCCACAUAAUGUCUACUAAAUACCAAGAAUUUGUACUUAAUUAUGCUGCAAAAUGUUAGAAAAUUAGCUGGAUUACAUUACAAAGUCUAAGUGUGGCUAAGAACUAUUGAUCCUGAUGUAUUAUAACAAAACACUUUUUUUUUCUUCAAGUUCUCUGUAAAGGAAUCAUUCACAUGCCAUCAAGUGGGGAUUAAAUUAAUUGGAGGUGAAAGCAAGAACUUUGAAAA